This is a messenger RNA of Neoarthrinium moseri, 1491 nucleotides long. RefSeq lists its product as uncharacterized. The record is from RefSeq and is a predicted model, not a curated record. The coding region runs from base 1 to 1491 and encodes 496 amino acids. The transcript has 3 exons. Lineage: Eukaryota; Fungi; Ascomycota; Sordariomycetes; Amphisphaeriales; Apiosporaceae.
AUGAAGUUCGAGACAAGUGCUGCCAUCUCGGUGCUGCUGGGUGUGGCUUCAGCCCGCCCUGAUGCUGUGAGAUCAGGCUCUGCUGUGGUUGCCCGCCAGCCACACCGUGCUGGGAUGUUGACGAAGUUUCGACGAGAGGUUCCCCAGGAACACUCCCACGAGCCAAUCUUGGUAGCGGUCAACACUGCUCUGAAGCUGGACAACCCCAAGAACAUCCAGGAUGCAGUCUUCUCGCUGCUCGGCAACGCCGCCGCUGCUGAGGGUGCCGGUGAUGUUACCAACCUCGACUGCCUCCAGCAGGAGGUUGCCGACCAGGCCUUCACCAACGCCAAGGCCGCGGGUGAUGUUACCGCCCAGGCCAACGCCCUGCUUUUCCGCGCUCUUGAGCGCAACACUGGUAAAGUUGGUCUGGCAUCUGUGAUUUGCAACGAGACCGCUGUCAACCCCGAAGUCGCUGCAAUCAGCCAGCACCAGGACCCUGCUUCCGCCAAUGCCGCCGCUACGAACAAGCAGAUCGUCUUGGACCUCGCUGCCCAACUGGCUUCCAUCGGCGCCGACCCACAGCUUGCUUUGUCGACUGGUACCUUCCCCCCUGGUGAUGUUAACGACAACACUGGAAAGGGGAAAUCCUGCGAUGAUAUCGUCGACGUCGGCUGUAUCGUACAGCAGAACCUCCUCGUUGAAGAUGCCACUGCUGCUGAGAUUGACGCCGCCGUCGCGGCUGCUGGUGGCGCAAAAGCCGGUAACGGCAACGCCAACGCCGGCAACGGCACUGCUAAUGCCGGUGAUGCUGCAUGCGACGCUGCCGCAGGAGACGCCGCGAACAAUGCCGCUCCGGCUGGAAAGGCCAAGGGCAAAGCCGGUAAAGCCUCUGCUGGUAAGGACAACGCCGCAGGAGCUAAUGGAGGAGCCUCCGCUGCUGGCAAGCAAGCUGCCAACGGAGGAGCCACUGCUACCGCUGGCGUCGACGUGAACGCCUUCACUGGUUCGGUCGGCUCAGCCCCUGUUCCCGUGGUCUCUUCUGCUUCUGACCGUCCCUUCUCCGUCAACGGCGACACGUUCAUCAACUUGGGAGCUGCUGUCCAGCGUGCUUGUGAUGUUCAGAAGAACGCUUGCGCCAAUGCUGCCAACAGCGGUGGUAGCGGCUCCGUCGCCGACUGUGACGCCCAGGCUCAAGCUUGCCGCACCGCCAAUGCCAAGAAGCGCCGUGCUGCCCUCGACACCGGCUCUUGCGGUUCUCCCGCCAUCGAGUUCGCCGAUGGCCUCGACGGCCGUAAGGAGGCCAGCUUUGCUCCCGUCAACUCUGCCGACUUCAACCACGGCUCCGCUCUGAAGCCCGCCGUCAUCACCAGCUUCAUCUGCCAACAGCUUGAGAGCAAGUGCAAGGCCGCCCAGGCCACCGUCGAUGCCUGCCAGGAGGGCGCCACCGCUGCCAAUGCUGCAACUGGCCAGAACGCCGCCGAUGCGUUCAACGCUGCUCUCGGGGUCUAG